AUGAAUCUCUGUAUUACACAAGCACUGAUGAAUGUUUUACUGAAUUCUGAAGUUAUACUUGGUGACACAUUGAACAAAUUGAAAUGUUAUUCACAAAAACAACAUCCACAAUGUGCAGGACAAUUAAAACCUGAAAUGAAAAGUCGUUUUUUAUCCAAACAUCGAAAAAUGCGUGAUAUACACAAUACUUUAACAAGAAAAUCGACUAAUAUAUUUGUUCGAAAUGGUGGCAAACAAGCUGAUGGGUUGUCAAUCCGAGUCAAUGUUGAUGUUGAUGAAACAGGUGUUACUGUUGCCAUCAUUGCAAUAGGAGAAGUAUCGACAUGUCAUUUUACUUUGCUUGUCGGAUACUUCGAGCAUGUGAGAUUCGCUCUUCUCCAUCAUACCACAGCAUAUUUUCCCUCAUCAUUAUCAGAAGCAUCAUCAACUUCGUCAUCCUCAUCAUCAGAAUCACAGAAAACAACAACAACAAAAAGCGAACCCAAAAUUUAUACAGCAAAAUCUGUGAUGCUUAAAUUACUUAAUGAAAUAGUAGAAGAUUUAGAUCUUUUUCUUCCACAACUCUGUGUGACAUCCCCAGACCUUUUUAAAUUCAAUUGUAUCAAAAAUGUCAAAGUACUCAUUGAUGGUACAUUCGAACUAACAACAGACAACAUUUUAUGGUUUGAUCAUACUAGUGAAAGAAAAACCAGAACUGUUCAAUCCAAUGAAAACGCUGCUAAAAAUUUUCUUCGUGGUGGUUAUGCCAAGAAAAUAGAUGAACAUCCUUUUGAAUGGUACCCCUCUUGUCCUUUUCACUAA
Adineta steineri is the source of this 801-nucleotide messenger RNA. The record is from the annotation of a GenBank genome assembly. NCBI's taxonomy places the organism in Eukaryota, Metazoa, Rotifera, Eurotatoria, Adinetida, Adinetidae.